CAGUAAAAGCUGUCAAUAAAAAACGAAAAUAGACAAUUACUUAUUUACAUUUGAUGAGCAAUAUUCUAUUGUUUAAAUUUUAUCGAAUAUCUAUAAAAAAAACGUAGUUGUAUUGUAUAAUGUCUGCUAAUCACGAAAACCGUCCGGAGCUUUACGAAGAAGUAAAACUAUAUCACAAUGCAAGGGAAAGGGAAAAAUACGACAAUCUAGCAGAUCUCUACGCAGUUAUCAACACAUUGCAACAGCUCGAAAAGGCCUACAUCAGGGAUUGCGUUGUUGCCAAAGAAUACACCGGUGCUUGUAGCAAGCUACUCGUUCAGUACAAGGCCGCAUUCAGGCAAGUCAACGGAGAUGAGUUUCCUACAGUCGAUUCCUUCGUCAAAAAAUACAGGCUGGAUUGCCCGGCCGCCCUGGAAAGAAUCAAAGAAGACAGACCUAUCACUAUCAAAGACGAUAAGGGAAACACCAGCAGAUGUAUAGCUGAUAUCGUGUCUCUAUUCAUCACUGUAAUGGACAAAUUGCGAUUGGACAUUCGUUCGAUGGAUCAAUUACAUCCGGAUGUGAGAGAUUUGGUCGAUACGAUGAACAGAUUGAGCAUUUUGCCAUCGGAUUUCGAGGGCAAACAGAAGAUAUCCGAGUGGUUGGCUACUUUAAAUACUAUGCAAGUAUCCGAUGAAUUGUCCGAAUCCCAGAUUAGGCAACUUCUUUUCGAUCUGGAGAGCGCUUAUGCUUCGUUUAAUAAAAUAUUGCACAAUUAAUGUUGAAGUACGAUCAAAAAGAGUGCUUGUAAUUCUUGUAAUUUUAUGGCAAGUGCAUUGUAAACACUUUAUGUUUGGAUAUAUUCUAUAGUUUUAUAGAGUUGUUAAUUACGAUUAAGAUUAA
Phyllotreta striolata is the source of this 882-nucleotide messenger RNA. The record is from the annotation of a GenBank genome assembly. NCBI's taxonomy places the organism in Eukaryota, Metazoa, Arthropoda, Insecta, Coleoptera, Chrysomelidae.